CCGAGACUAGUUGGUAUAUCUUACAGACACUGGUAUUAAAAGGUUAUAGAUAGCUAGAGAGCUCGGGAUUUAGACGCAUUUUCAACUCUGGUGGUGGAAAGGAAAGAGUAAAACAUGACGAGAUUGAACAUCUUUGCUUUGAGCCUCUUCGCGUUCAUCUCUGUAUCUACAGCAUAUGUGACAUGUCCUGAUGACUGGACGAGACAUGGGUUCUCCUGCUACUAUUUCCGAUCGUGUGACGUAACGUGGGAUGAUGGUGAACGAGAGUGCCUGGCUCUUGGUGGCCAUCUUGUUUCUAUCGAUACCAGGGCCGAGAUGGCCUUUGUCGAGAAUCUAGUAGCUGGAGAGAAAGGACCGUUCUGGAUCGGUCUGAACGACAAGUACCGUGAGGGUCAGUGGUUCUUCACAGACAUGAGGCGUCUUCGUCCCGAGCUGGGGCCUCUCUGGGGUGCACACGAGCCCAACAACAAUGGUGAUGAGGAUUGCGUCAUGUUUCCUCAUGGUGCUGAUAAGAAAUGGAAUGACGCCAAGUGUGAUAGCAAGUACAGCUUCAUCUGCGAGAUUGAAAAAUUCGGUUGCCCCGACGGAUGGGGAGAGUACGGGGACUCCUGUUACCACCAGGUCGUAUCGCCCAAGGUCAACCAGUUCGACGCCCAGACCCACUGCCAGUCCAUCCAUCAAGACUGCAGUCUGGUCAAGAUCGACAACCACGACGAACAGGCUUUCCUAGAGAGCUUCUUCGGAGAGAGUUGUGCCGACUGGAUUGGUCUCCUGGGAGAGGUAAACGCAAACGCAAACUCAAACGCGAACGGCGUCUCUGCCUCACACCAUCAUCACGAUCAUGAUCACGACGACGCCAACGACGACAACGACGGAGGAAACGGUGGCGGAAACAGUGGUGGAAGUGGCGAAUUCUUAACUCGCGAUUAUUUCUUCACCGAUGGCCAGCCGAUGGUGCACGACUUCUGGAAGUCGAACGAACCCAACUUCGACAAGGACAACGACCGCGUGUGUGCGAUUCAGAAGAACACUCUGGGGUGGAAUGAUUACGGUUGCGGCAACGAGAUGAGCUACAUUUGCGAGUUAAAGAAACCAAGCUUCUAAGAAAUUUGCUUGUUAAGUGUUAAGUCUGCCCUCUGAAAGUACAGGAAGGGAAAUGCAUUCUUUUAGAAGUCAUUCUAAAGAGGGGUCAUUUCGUUUCGGGUGGGAAUUCACGCUAAGAAUAAUAAUUGAAUACACUCUCAAAAGAGUAAUUAAACCACUCCUUUGGAAUUGAUUCCACUCUAAGUUAGAGUGUUUUCAACUCCUGAACAAAGUGAUCCCUAGUAUGACUUCUGGAUUUCCACUUUUCUGCUGUCAGAGAGUAGGUUUUUAGCACUGAUGUCAUAUAUUUGAUUUUAAUUUAAGAGGUGCUGAGAGUAAUUUAUGCUAAAGAGCAUCAACGAAACAAAAUAUCAACUGUAAGAAAAUGGUGAUGAUUUUUUUUUUCUUUGUCAAUAAAAAAGAUUAUUCAAAUGGAAUGUUAGCAAGCCUUCUUCCAAACAAUUAUAAUUUCAUUGCAUUGGUGUAGUCAAGAUUAUCUUUCCCUUAUAACAAGAGAAUUUCAGUAAGCACGUUUUUGAACAUUAAUCAAUAUAGAUCUGUGUUUUGAAUCAAGUUUAUAUUGUACCUAUUUUGCCCUUUUGUAUCAAAUAAAGUUAUUAAUACCAUUUA
Messenger RNA from Strongylocentrotus purpuratus (purple sea urchin), 1713 nucleotides. Its product is annotated as macrophage mannose receptor 1. Lineage: Eukaryota; Metazoa; Echinodermata; Echinoidea; Camarodonta; Strongylocentrotidae. Bases 115 to 1104 code for a protein of 329 amino acids. The record is from RefSeq and is a predicted model, not a curated record. The transcript has 6 exons. Gene Ontology annotation, molecular function: signaling receptor activity.